CCUUCGUUCUUAGAUGACGUGUAAUUCAUGCGACAGUUUACCACUCACGGAGACACAUGUUGGGUGCGUGUUAAUCGAGCUAGCUAAAUGAAGACCUUGUCAACAUUAUUUCAACUCUGGAUUAGAAAUAAAUAAUAAGGAUUGACGGAGAAACACAAUAUGGCGAGUACACUGCAGUUUAAAACAAAUUAUGCAGUGUCAAGCAAAAUCGAGCCAUUCUACAAAGGUGGAAAAGUUCAGAUCAGCAAAGACGAAAAGCACAUAUUUUGCACUUGUGGGACACGCAUUAAUGUGCUGGACAUUGCAACAGGGAAAAUUAUCCAUAGCAUUGAGCAGGAUGACCAGGAAGACAUUACCUCAUUCUCAUUAAGUCCCGAUGACGAGAUCCUGGUUACAGCCAGCCGGGCUCUUCUGCUCAAGCAAUGGGACUGGAAGCAGGGUCAAUGCAAGCGUUCCUGGAAGGCCAUCCACAAUGUACCUGUGGCCAGCAUGGCCUUUGAUUGCACAUCAACACUCUUAGCCACAGGGGGAUGUGACGGUACCAUAAAGCUAUGGGACGUGUUGAAACAGUACUGCACACAUAACCUGAAGGGCUCCUCUGGGGUGGUGCACCUUGUGGAGUUCCAUCCGGACAUUAGUCUGCUUCAGCUGUUUUCGUCCUCAGCCGACUGUGUGAUCCGCAUAUGGGAUCUGCGCAGCAGCAAGUGCCUCUGUGUGUUGGAGAGCCACUUCAGUGCGGUCACCUCCCUGGCCUUCUCCCCCGACGGAAACACUUUAGUCAGUUCUGGACGAGAUAAAAUCUGUACAGUGUGGGAUCUAGAGAAGAAGAAGGCGAAAAGGACAGUCCCCGUUUAUGAGGCUGUGGAGGGGGUAGUCUUGCUGCCAGAGGGUGAGGAUUGCUCUGACAUCGGAGUGAAGCACAAAGGACUGCACUUCAUCACUGCAGGCAGUAAAGGCGUUUUAAGAGUAUGGGAGGCCAGCUCGUCCCAGUGUCUCUUCACCCAGACUCUGCCCGCUGCGUCGCCCUCGGUGGAAGCCGGGGCUGAGGACGAUGGGCACCCGCGCAGCCUCACCUACUGCCUCCCCAUGCCCGCCUCCAGAGGUCUUGCCACGGUCACUGCCGAGCACAACAUCCUGCUCUACCGUCUGCCCACACUCACCGUCCAGCAGCAGUUCGUUGGGUAUAAUGAUGACAUUCUGGAUGUGAAGUUCCUGGGCAAAGAGGACACACACAUCGUGGUGGCCACCAACAGCUCCCAGCUCAAGGUGUUUGAGCUGGCCACCAGCAGCUGCCAGAUUCUCUAUGGACACACAGACACAGUUUUGUCCCUGGAUGUGUUCAAGAAAGGUUUGCUCUUUGCCAGCUGUGCUAAGGACAAAACUGUGAGGGUGUGGAGGAUGAACCCAGAGAGUGGCACUGUCGACUGUGUGGCACAGGGUACUGGACAUUCAGACGCUGUGGGAUCGGUCUGCUGCUCCAGGCUGAAGAAGGCCUUUGUGGUGUCGGGCAGCCAGGACUGUACGCUGAAGCUGUGGGAGCUCCCAGAGCCAGUGCCCUCCGCCGACGCUGAGGCCGCCCGCCUCACUGCACAGGCCACCGAGAAGGCCCACGACAAGGACAUCAACAGUGUGUGCAUCUCCCCAAAUGACAAGCUUCUUGCCUCGGGCUCCCAAGAUCGCACGGCCAAGCUCUGGUCCCUUCCGGACCUCUCCCUGCUGGGGGUGUUCCGGGGCCAUCGGCGGGGCGUCUGGUGCGUCCAGUUCUCCCCCAUGGACCAGGUGCUGGCCAGUUCCUCGGCUGACGGCACCGUCAAGCUCUGGGGGCUGCAGGACUUUAGCUGCCUCAAGACAUUUGAAGGCCACGAUGCAUCUGUGCUGAAGAUGUUGUUCACCAGCCGUGGAACACAGAUCCUGACUGGUGGGUCUGACGGCCUGGUCAAGCUGUGGACCAUCAAGACCAAUGAGUGUGUAAAGACACUGGACGCCCACCAGGACAAAGUGUGGGGUCUCCACACGAGCGGCAAAGACGACCUGAUAGUGACUGGCUCUGCGGACUCCAACAUCAUUGUGUGGAAGGAUGUGACGGAGGAGGAACUAGCAGAAGAACAGGCCAAAGAGGAGGACCAGAUCUUAAAGAAACAGGAACUGUCCAACCUGCUGCAUGAGAAGAAGUACCUGAAAGCCCUGGGCCUGGCCAUCUCUCUGGACCAGCCCCACACCGUGCUCCAGGUCAUCAAAGCAAUCCAACAGAGUGAUGAAAGCCAGCAGCUGCAGAGGACAGUGCUGAAGCUACGCCAGGAUCAGAAAGAGUCCCUGCUGCGUUUCUGUGCGGUGUGGAACACCAAUGCCCGCAACUGUCUACACGCCCAGGCGGUCAUACAGGUGCUGCUGACACACCUGAGCCCUGAAGAGCUGCUGACGUUCCAGGGAGCACGCACACACCUGGAGGGCCUCAUCCCAUACACAGAGAGACACAUGCAGCGCAUCGGGCGCCUGCUGCAGGCCUCCAUGUUCCUGGACUACAUGUGGCAGAAGAUGCGGCUCACUGGGGGCACCGUCAGUGAGGGACUAGAUGACGAGAUGGACACCACACAACUUCCUGGGUUUGAGCCUGUCUUUAUGAUCGACAAGAAGCCCGCUGGGGAGGAGGACAGGGGUGGCCGCAUGUCACCAGAGCCAGAGGAGGAAGAGCAUGAGACCAUGGAGGAGGAGGAAGAUGACGACAGUGGCAGUGCCUCCAAAAAAGCCACCCUCCGCCCACACAACGGCACGAACGGCAGAGGCAACACGCACCGGGCGCGCGCAGAUGAAGGCAGCUCAGAGGAGGAAGACGAGGAUGAGGAAGAGGGGACUGAGGUUGCUGUGAGCAAGGCUGCAGAGAGUGCCUCAGAAGCACCUGCAUACAUCCAAACAGAGGUCAGGUGAUGGCUAGGGCGAGAACACUUCUCCAUUCCAUACAACCACAGACAGACGCUCCUCCAGUCCUAUCUUGGAAAGACAUGAAAGCACCUGUGACUAAUACCAACUUUCACAAAGUAGUUCUGCAGUGCAAGACUUGGUCCCAGUCACAAGGAAUAUGUUAAAGGAAUUAGCUUGACAUAAUUAGUGUGUUUCAUUGGAGGGUAAAGUAAAUAUCACAUGAAUCUUGAUAUCGAACGAGAUUAGUUUGUUUGCAUUGGAGUGCAUUGGAUUGUAGAGUUUUAUUUGCCCUGGGAUCAGUGCCAGUCUGUGUUACAUGUCCUCUCACUCCAGUCUGGAAUGGAAUGGAAUCUGAAUAGCUUGGCACUGUAUCUGCGUUCAAAAUAUCACAGGUGUGUUUGUUAUUUGUCUGUAUUGCAGCCUACAUUCUGGACUUUUUUAUGGAAUUAAUUACCAAUGUUUGAUAAAAGGAAAUGUCGCUUUUAAA
Molecule: messenger RNA, 3406 nt
Organism: Alosa sapidissima (American shad)
Lineage: Eukaryota; Metazoa; Chordata; Actinopteri; Clupeiformes; Clupeidae
Gene: tbl3
Product: transducin beta like 3
Exons: 23
Coding region: 160-2925 (921 amino acids)
Biological process (GO): endonucleolytic cleavage to generate mature 5'-end of SSU-rRNA from (SSU-rRNA, 5.8S rRNA, LSU-rRNA); endonucleolytic cleavage in 5'-ETS of tricistronic rRNA transcript (SSU-rRNA, 5.8S rRNA, LSU-rRNA)
Cellular component (GO): small-subunit processome; nucleolus; 90S preribosome
Molecular function (GO): protein binding; U3 snoRNA binding
Source: RefSeq, a predicted model, not a curated record